Oryza brachyantha (malo sina) is the source of this 2881-nucleotide messenger RNA. Its product is annotated as CSC1-like protein RXW8. The record is from RefSeq and is a predicted model, not a curated record. The transcript has 11 exons. Gene Ontology annotation, molecular function: calcium-activated cation channel activity. Lineage: Eukaryota; Viridiplantae; Streptophyta; Magnoliopsida; Poales; Poaceae. Gene Ontology annotation, cellular component: plasma membrane. Bases 239 to 2533 code for a protein of 764 amino acids.
CCAAAACCAAAAUCAAAAAGCGAAGGAAGAGGAGAGGAGAGGAGAAUCCCUUCCUCCUUCCUUCCCUAAUCUCCUCUGCUUCCAGUCCAAUCCGCAUCUCCUCCUCCUCCUCCUCGCCAUUGCUCGCUCGUCUAGCCGAGGCCGAGGUGUUGCGGCCACUGAGUACCAAGGACGAUGCUUGUGUUUCUAUUUAGAUGAUAUAAGCUGUCUUCUGGCACAUCACAAUUGCUAGGGAGGAAUGAAAAUCAGCGGACUUCUUACCUCUGCUGGCAUCAACAUUGGCCUUUGUGUGCUUUUUCUAUCGCUCUAUUCUGUUCUGAGAAAACAGCCAGCUAAUGUCAGGGUUUACUUUGGGAGGAGGAUUGCUCAGGAGCAUAAUCGUCUCCGAGAGGCUUUUAUCUUGGAGAGAUUUGUACCAUCAACUGGCUGGAUAGUAAAAGCCCUGCAGUGUACUGAGGAAGAGAUCUUGGCUGCUGCUGGGCUGGAUGCUGUUGUUUUCAAUAGAAUUCUAGUAUUCAGCAUACGCAUCUUUUCCUUAGCUGCCCUUCUGUGUGUGUUUGGAAUUCUACCCCUGAAUUACUUUGGGCAAGAUAUACAUCAUGUUCGGAUCCCUUCAGAGUCAUUGGAUAUCUUUACAAUUGGGAAUGUGGAAGUUAGAUCAAGAUGGCUUUGGGUCCAUUGUGUAGCCCUGUACAUAAUAUCAGGAGUAGCUUGCAUUCUCCUAUAUCUUGAGUACAAGCACAUUGCUAGGCUGAGGCUCCGUCAUCUUACUUGUGCAAUGCCCAAUCCAAGCCAUUUUACUGUCCUUGUUCGUGGAAUACCAAAGGCAACCAAAGAAUCAUGCAGUAACGCUGUUGAUGAUUUCUUCACCAAGUACCAUGCAUCAAGCUACUUGUUCCAUCAAGUUGUCUACAAAGUUGGAAAAGUUCAGAAGAUAAUGACCGGUGCAAAGAGGGCAUACAAGAAGUUCAAACAUUUUACGGAUGCUACUGUUGAUCAGAGCUGUAAAGCAAUUUCAUACCGGUGUUGUCUGUGUGGAGCUUCAUCUAAUUCUUUCCAGCUGUUGCCAACUGGGCUUGAGCAGAAUCAGGGGAAAUCUGACCUUCAAGAUUCCAGCUUUAAAUUAGAUGAUCAGGAAUGUGCAGCUGCUUUUGUAUAUUUCAGAACUCGAUAUGCUGCCCUUGUUGCCUCAGAAAUACUUCAAACAUCUAACCCUAUGAAAUGGGUUACUGAUCUAGCUCCAGAACCAGAUGAUGUCUAUUGGUCAAAUCUUUGGCUACCUUAUAAGCAGCUUUGGAUUCGCCGAAUAGCUACCCUCCUAGGUUCAAUUGUUUUUAUGUUCUUGUUUCUGAUACCAGUGACAUUUAUACAAGGACUAUCUCAGCUAGAGCAGUUGCAGCAGAAGCUUCCUUUCCUAAAGGGGAUAUUGGAGAAGAGAUACAUGAGCCAGCUUGUAACUGGGUACCUUCCCAGUGUCAUACUGCAAAUAUUUCUAUACACAGUUGCACCGAUAAUGAUAUUAUUUUCUACAUUAGAGGGACCUAUAUCUCACAGUGAAAGGAAGAGGAGUGCUUGCUGUAAAGUGCUUUACUUCACUGUUUGGAACGUAUUCUUUGUAAAUGUACUAUCUGGUACUGUCAUAAGCCAAUUGAAUGUGUUAUCAAGCCCAAAGGACAUCCCUGUCCAGCUUGCUAAAGCUAUACCUGGUCAGGCUACAUUCUUUAUCACCUAUGUUCUAACUUCAGGAUGGGCCAGUUUAUCAUCUGAAGUUAUGCAAUUAUUUGGUUUGAUAUGGAACUUUCUGAGGAAAUAUAUUUUACGAAUGAGAGAAGACACAGAGUUUGUUCCCUCAUUCCCUUAUCACACAGAAGUGCCAAAAGUAAUGCUAUUCGGACUACUGGGCUUCACAUGUUCUGUACUGGCACCUUUGAUCUUACCCUUUCUACUAGUGUACUUCUUCCUUGGUUAUGUUGUGUACCGCAAUCAGUUGCUCAAUGUUUACCGCACAAGAUAUGACACAGGGGGGUUGUACUGGCCAAUCGCACACAACACAGUGAUAUUCUCUCUCGUGCUCACCCAGAUUAUCUGCCUUGGUGUAUUUGGCCUUAAAGAAUCGCCAGUAGCUGCAGGCUUCACUGUACCUCUUAUCAUCCUUACUCUGCUAUUCAAUCAGUAUUGCAGAAACCGACUUCUCCCAUUAUUCAAAACUUCCCCAGCACAGGAUUUAAUUGACAUGGACAGGGAAGACGAGCGGUCAGGAAGAAUGGAUGAAAUUCACCGUCGGCUUCAUUCUGCCUAUUGCCAGUUCCAUGACUCUGAAGAUGUAUCCUUGGAGAAAAUUCAGAUUGUUGGCAGGGAUGAGGAUCAAGGGUGUAGCUCUGGUAAGUCGAACGGAAAAGAAACAUGUGAGGAGGAACCCAAAGUGGAGUUAUCUCACCCAACACUGAACGGACUCCCAGUUAGCCGUCUGCGGCAUGCUGUGAGGUCAAUUACUUUCCUUGUCAGAUUGCAGAAAAGAGGUUUAUCAGAAUAGGAUAGGAUAAUAUCUAACCACUAACCCCCUUCAUCUGUUGCCUGUUCGGCCAUGAAAAUGUACAGCCACAUACAUUGAGAUAGCAUCAUGAUACCUGGAGUGCAAUUUUGGUGUUUUGAUCCGUUUGAUUUCUGAGUUAGUGACUCCAGGACAUGCUAGUUAGUAUAUUGGCGCCUUAGCCAUGCAUAUAUUGUUGUAGUGGUCAGUAAUUCUUUUUACAUGAAAUCUAUGUUUCACUAUUUUGUGAUAAUUCUUUUUACUAUAGUAGUAUAUAUCUUUAAGCUCUACUGUUUCUCGAAAGGAAUAAAGAGUGGUAGUGCAUCUUUAAGCCAGUGCAUAAAACUUUUU